Alosa alosa (allis shad) is the source of this 2529-nucleotide messenger RNA. It is a transcript of the gene badb, whose product is annotated as BCL2 associated agonist of cell death b. The record is from RefSeq and is a predicted model, not a curated record. NCBI's taxonomy places the organism in Eukaryota, Metazoa, Chordata, Actinopteri, Clupeiformes, Clupeidae. The transcript has 4 exons. The coding region runs from base 143 to 631 and encodes 162 amino acids. Gene Ontology annotation, biological process: apoptotic process.
ACCGAACGAAGCAGUUGUGUAAUAACAGCAGAACGACCAAGACGCUAAGCACCAUCAGCACGAACGAGCAAAAACAUGUCAUAAAGUUGCCAUUGAACUACUCGCACGAAUAUUUAGCCCUCCGAAACAAUCAGAUGUAACAAUGGCCGAUAUGUAUAUAUCUGAUCCUGAAUCUGACACACCAGAGGACGGUCAAGGCAAACCAGAGGCCACCAAGGAGACACUCUUUGGAAACACAUUGAAAAUACCUAGUCACCAGCCUCCUGGGAAACUGUCAUCAAGGCACAGAGUUAACUCUGAAGACCAGACCUGUAGAAGGGCCGAGAGCCACCCCCAGGACAGUGAGCAUGGAGAGAAUGACUUCUUUAGUGACGCGCCGUUUCGGACUCGAUCGCGCUCCGCUCCCCCGGCACUCUGGGCUGCCAAGAAGUACGGCCAGCAGCUGAGGAGGAUGAGCGAUGAGUUUGACUCCAUGCUAGACCAAAGGGGAAUGAGGCGAGUGGAGAGCGCAGGCACAACCCGGCAAAUGCGAACAUCCCGCAGCUGGUUUGCCUCCCUCUUUAGCCACAGGGAGACCGACGGAGACGCAGGCACAGGCUUCACGGCCUCAGACACCCGCACCGCUGAAUAAGGACGACAGUCGCCAUGGCCGGAGGGGGAGAGGAAGAGUCGGAGGGGAACGGAUGCACUGAGACCUCCAGAGGUCGGCUAAACACCAUCUCCCAUAAGGCAUUUCACCACACCAUCUCCCAUAAGGCAUUUCACCCCACCAUCUCCCAUAAGGCAUUUCACCCCACCAUUCAGACUGACCCGACAUCUGGAAGCGUAUCUUUGACUAAAUGCAUGUUCUAUGCAGAUAAGGACAGAUUGAGGCAUUGACAAGAUCUUGUCCGGCAACAAUCUGUUGGGAGGGGUUGGAGAUAUGAGGAUUUUAGAAGCUGCUUCUUUUACUACGUAAGUAUGGCGGAAAAGUUGAUGAAUCUUUUUAUUUGGAAGCAAACUAUGCGUGGACCAGGAGAACUGCGAGGGAUCAUUCGAUCUGAUGUCGAUGUAUAAGACUACAAUCAUUUGGCCAGUUCACAUUUGACUUGGAAUCACAAUCUGAAUUGUCUGUUCUAUAAGUGCCUAUACUGAGCAAUCUUUCACAGCAAUGGGGAAAACCACUAAAACGACAACCUGUGGUAUAUGGCAAAAUCAGCUCCAAAUAUACACAGGCUACAUACUGUACUUAUUUACACCAAGUUUUAUUGUUUUUGAAGGAAAAUCCUGAGAGCACUUUGACCCAAUGGUAUGACUUAAUGUGUCCAUUAAGCCAGUGCAUUUUUUGGAAGACAGUUCUAGAAGGAUAGGUGAAAUUUCUGCAGAUUAUUAGAUAACAGUUGCAACAAACAAAAUGUGAACAUUACAUUUUCUAUUCAUUUUGCAACUUAUUUUAUUGAUAAUAAUAUGAUUUUUCAUGGAGAACAUAACAUUUUGUGAGUGAUUCAAAACAGUUGAAAAGUAGUAGUGUAUAUUAUACUGACCGAGUUUGGUUUUUUUUUUUUAAUGGAGAAACUUUGCCAUUGCCUCUGGAGCUCUUUUGUUUACUUGCACACUUUUCUUACCAUAAUAUUUUCUCAUAUUCACAAUACCCACUAAACAUAGAAAACUACUUUUGUGAAUCAGAAUGCUGAGGUUUAUUCUGAAUUGCACUGUUAAGGGGCUUGAGGGUCAUGUACUAUAUUUCUUAUAUAGUACAUUUUUCUAUAUUUUAAUAAUAUUAAUUGAAAAUAAGGUGAAUGAUCACAAAACGGGAUGACAAACCAUGGCACAGAUUAUAUAUUUAACACAUUAGUUUUAGCAUCAUUUUUUUUUUUUCUGUGUAUAUUUUUUGCUUUUAUUGGGAUAGAACAGGAAAGAGACUGACACAAAGGGAGUUGGAGAGAGAGAUGGGGUGGGAUCGGGAAAUGACCUGUGACAGGCCCGAACCCAACCCCCUGUGGGCACUCAGACCCAAUUGUGGUACGGGUGUUGUAGUCAGUUGCACCACAGCUCCACCCAGGAGCAUUUUUUUAAUUAGGUUAUCUACCUAUGGUCUUACCCUUACCCUCAGAUUGUGAGUAAGAAGAAUAGGGUUCGGUAAAACCAACUGGAGGAUUGUACCUUUUCUAUUUGCUGUGUCAGUGCCAGUUUCUUUUUCACUACAGGCACACAUUAUGGAUUAAAAGUGUAUGAUGCCUUUGUCACAUUAAAAGAUGCCUUUUCGAACAAACUACAUUCACACCAAAUGCCUUAAUGGCUGUGUGGUUUGAGAGCACCUGAGCAGGAAUAGCAAGCCAUUCAAAGGGCCAUCUCAGUAGAACUCUCAGAAAAUCUCAGACAUUACUUGAAACACUCUUUAUAUAUACUCUAUUAUGUUUCAGGGGGAAUGUUUAGUCUGUUUUGUGCACUUACUUUUAUGUUUUUGAAAUGAAACUGUUAAUAUGCAUUAUAAUGUUUUGAAACCAUUGUUGGCCUCUUGUAAAAUAAACAAAUUACAUAAAAUGAAAA